Rhagoletis pomonella (apple maggot) is the source of this 738-nucleotide messenger RNA. RefSeq lists its product as uncharacterized. Lineage: Eukaryota; Metazoa; Arthropoda; Insecta; Diptera; Tephritidae. The record is from RefSeq and is a predicted model, not a curated record. Gene Ontology annotation, molecular function: nucleic acid binding.
AUAAGCAAAUACCUUGACGGAAAGCUAUACACGCGAAAGGCUGUACACACUGAGCCGAUCAUAAUGAACAGUAACGUUAAUAAAGAGAAGCGUGCAGCAUUCGUUACUUCAUUGAAUGGCUUUAUACAAGCAGGCAAACAAAUUGUAUUCAUCGACGAAACGAACUUUAAUUUGUUUUGUCGCCAUACUAGGGGUCGCUCCAAAGUAGGUCAUCGUGCAAUUCAACCACUUCCUGCAGUAAGAGGACCAAACAUACACUUAGUUGGAGCUAUUUCUGGUUCUGGAGUUGUAUCUAUGGAUAGACAGCGGGGUCCGUUUAAAAAAGAUACGUGUGGUGCGUGGAUAGCCACUGUGUUACAGCGAUGGGAAGGGCAGGGAAAUAACUUAGCUGAUUUGGUAAUAAUUUGCGGCAAUGCCCCAUGCCACUCUGCAAUAGAGAAUGCCGUGGCUAUCAAUUCAGGUGGGCGGUCACAAGUUUUACGCCUAGGCCCAUAUUCGCCAAUGAUGAAUCCCAUAGAAACUAUAUGGGCUAAAAUAAAAACGUACGUGAAAGGUCACAUUGGAGUUCCCAUUGUAGAAGGACUAAACUUAGCAGAACAACGUCUACAAUACUUGGAAAAUUUGGUGGACGAAGCUAAAUUAACAAUAACUGGUGGCGAUUGCGCACGAGCAUUUCAACACUCAUCAUCUUUUCAUACAAGUGCUGUAGCUUUAGAAGAUAUGCUGAUUGGCACUUAA